This is a messenger RNA of Suillus subaureus, 1287 nucleotides long. RefSeq names its product WD40-repeat-containing domain protein. NCBI's taxonomy places the organism in Eukaryota, Fungi, Basidiomycota, Agaricomycetes, Boletales, Suillaceae. The record is from RefSeq and is a predicted model, not a curated record. The transcript is spliced from 7 exons. Gene Ontology annotation, molecular function: protein binding. Bases 25 to 1209 code for a protein of 394 amino acids.
CUGUGGAACAUAAAGAAGGGCAGUAUGGUUGGCGAUCCGUGGGAGGGGCACCAUGAUCAAGUGAAGUGCCUCGAUUGGUCUCCAAAUGCCCUGGAGAUAGCAAGUGGAUCAGAAGAUGCACCGCCAAUAGAGACCAGUCACGGCUGGGUGAAUGCUGUCAAAUACUCUCCGCGAUGUGACAAAUUAAUGAGUGGCGGAGUGGACAAGAUGAUCAGUGUGUGGUCAAAGGAUGGGCAGCUGCUUAUGAAAAUCAAGGGGCAUGAAGACGUGGUGACGUCAUUGUGUUGGUCCAAGGAUGGUGCACACAUCUUCUCCUCAUCAUGUGAUCACACUAUCCGAAAAUGGCGCUCGAUUGAUGGGGAGGAACUCAUCGUUCUUCCGGGACAUACCAACGCUGUCAGAUCUAUUUGUCUGUCGCCUAAUAAAAUUUAUCUCCUUAGCACAUCAAGUGACUACACCGUUCGCAUCUGGGACCUCAAGACGAAUCAGCAAGUCGGAGAUCCACUCUGGCAUGAUGACGAACUCUUUGCUGUUGUCAUGUCCCCCGAUGGAAAAUACAUUGCCAGCGCUGGAAAAGAUGCAAAAAUUUAUAUAUGGAGCGUGGAGGCAGCGCUCAAACAGCAGGGUGGUGUGGAUGAUGCUAAAGCAAAGCCCGACGCGAAGUUCAAGAGACGUCCAAUCCAACCAAGAGAUAACUUUGCCUCCCGUCCAAUCAUCGCGAAACAGUUUGCGAAUAAUAGGGGUGUUGGGAGAUAUGGCAAUGAUUUCUUUGGAAGCGAUAUAAACCGUGUGCCAGCUCCGCCUGCGGGACCGUCGUCUCUCCUUCGUAGUUUGUUCGGUUACAUAAGUGUCGGCACGCGAUCUCCAAAUUCACUUCAAUCAAUGCCGCGCGAGCCCCGACACUGGAAUUUCAACUUAUUUCCUGUAUGGAUUUCUAGACGGACAGUUUUUGUAUCCCCUGCUCGCGAUGAAGAUAGAUACGGCAUUACCCCUGAAUCUGAUGCAGAAGCUGCCGCAGCCAUGCAACGUACAGGUGGCAAUGAGACUAACAGUUCAGCGCAACAAGCUCAACCUGCAGCUGGGAUACAAGGAUCUGAAGGACUACCAACGGAAAGACAAGGCUCAAGUGGUGGGACUGAAGAAGUUUUCUAUGAGGUUAGCUGCUGUGGAUUUUACAUUGGUCGUCGUCCCACUUCGCAUCGGUCAUGAGGUCAUUUAUUCGGAUUUUGUCGUUCGAUAGUUUUACCUCUUAUGUUUCGUGUGUUUAUGCUCAUUCACUUACCUUGU